CAGGGGAAUGAGCGGUACCGUUGUUGAAAACCUAAGCAAUCGAAAGCUAUGCUACAUAUUAGGCAGUCUUCUUCUCGCGCAGAUAGUAUUUUUCCUAGUUGGAGCUUUAUAUGCACCUGUUCCAUCUUCCUCAAUGGAGUACGAGAUGAUCAAAUGUGAAGACGCUUCCAAAGGCCAAUCCGGCAAGUGGUUCCAUAUUCGACCCAGGCAAUGCAACAUUAUCGGAGACUUGUCGGCAUUUACUCCAACAUCAUUCGACCUACGAGAGAUUGUCUUCGUUGCACAAAUGCCUCAUGUGAGAGACCGCGUACAGCUAGAAUACUCACCGUGGUUCCAAUUUUUACUGGGUCUACUGCAAGUGGAAGUGGAGUACAGUGACGCCUUCAAGUACGUCGACGGAGCUACGCUCAGACUCGAAGUUCGUCUUGGUUAUCGAACCUUGAAAGAUGCUGCCGAUGAAUGGCAUGAGCUCAUCGCUACUAAUAUCACCCGAAAACUUGAAUGCACCAUUCCACCCAACAAGAGAUCAGAUGGAAACAUGUACGAUUGCGGGGUGCUGGACCUGUUCGAAAUGGGCUCUAACAACUAUCCAUUUUACUUACUCAACAUUAGGAUUCCAAUUAAUCAAACCGAGUGCAGAUUCGAUCGAAACAGUCCUAAUUGUCAAAUUGGAAAAAUCACGAGUCUGAGGGUUGUGACGAUACACCAAAACGGUGGCUUUACUCUUGUAUGGUUAUGGCUGAAGACUUUGCUUUUCCCUGCUGUCGUGGCGACAACAUGGUGGUACUGGAAUAGAGUGGAAAAACUUGCCAGGAAGCCGUUGUUACUAGAAAAGGCUAUCAUGACUCUCGGUGUCAGCCUGGCCAUUCUUGAUUUCCCCUUCGAAUGGGUUUCCCUAAUUUGCCGAGUUCCCUUCAUGCUGCUCCUAAGUGAUAUUCGGCAAGGGACCUUCUAUGGGGUUUUAUUCGCCUUCUGGCUAAUAUUCGCUGGGGAACAUCUCAUAGACGACACGACAAGGAACAAUAUUGCUUCGUAUCGCUUUAACCUCUUCUUCAUCAUUGUUGCCUCAUCCUUACUAUUAGUAUAUGACAUUUGUGAACGAGGAUUCCAGCUAAACAAUCCUUUCUAUAGCAUCUGGUCCAGCGAGACUGGUACCAUGAUAGCCAACGUCUCCGUCUACAUUGCAUCGUUGUGCACCGUAGUUUACUUUGCUUUCCUUCUUGGCAAGAUAUGGAAAGUAUGGGUAACUAUAAGAAGCAAGCGAGAAGCGCAACUAUACCAAAAUAGCCAAAAUAGGAGAUUAAAGGUGGAGGCAAUCAUCUAUCGAUUCAAGUUUCUCAUGUUGCUCACUUUGGUGUGUGCAGCUCUAACAAUUUCUUCUUAUAUUAUGAAACAGUAUGGAGAAACACAAAUGCACUCUGAUGAACCUGAUGAAAGCUUGCUUACUCACAGUACAUCAGCGUUCUUUACGGGAACAUUCGGCAUGUGGAACAUCUAUGUUCUGUUAUUGUUGGCCAUGUACGCUCCAUCACAUAAAGUUUACGCUGGAGCAUCAGGUUGGUUAGAAACAUUGUUGUUUAUGGAGUUAGUAAGAUUGAUGGAUGGCGCCUAUGAGUCUAAUGCUAUGACGACGUUCUUGAAGCCGGCCACAGACUGA
This is a messenger RNA of Cylicocyclus nassatus, 1657 nucleotides long. The record is from the annotation of a GenBank genome assembly. NCBI's taxonomy places the organism in Eukaryota, Metazoa, Nematoda, Chromadorea, Rhabditida, Strongylidae.